Messenger RNA from Myxocyprinus asiaticus (Chinese sucker), 11529 nucleotides. RefSeq names its product dynein axonemal assembly factor 9-like. The record is from RefSeq and is a predicted model, not a curated record. NCBI's taxonomy places the organism in Eukaryota, Metazoa, Chordata, Actinopteri, Cypriniformes, Catostomidae. The transcript has 37 exons. The coding region runs from base 90 to 3440 and encodes 1116 amino acids.
GUUGCUCACUUCUACAGUGAGUCGCUCGCUUGGAGACGAACAGCCAUACAAAUGUGACAGAUCUCCAAACGCUUUCUAAAUACCAAAUAAUGAAUAUGGCUGCUAUAAGGAAAAACGGAAGAUCUCCCAUAAUGACCGCUGCUGUAAGCUACUCCCGCUUGCGUCAGGUCCAGGCUCUGUUGAGGGAUGAUGUUAAUAAAGCUCCAGAUUGCAUCCUCUGCUCUCUGGGUAUUGACAGCCGCUAUAAUGAAGGGUGCAGUGAGCUGGCCAGCUACCUUUUCUGUGGCCUGUAUAAACAGAACCAUUCUGACAUGGAGCAGAUCCCAGAGGACUUUCCAGAGGAAGUGCUGGAUGAUCUGAUCAUCCUCAUUAAGGCAGAGUGUGUGCAUCUGUACUGCAACCCUGUGAAUUAUGGCUACCUGCUUCCAUAUGUAUCUCACUGGAGGAAUCUGCACCUCCACUGUCUGACUGAGACAGAGUAUGAGGAUGAAGAGGUGGCAGAAGAAUUUAAGAUCUCAAGUUUUGUGUCAAUGGUUCAAGACUGCCAUUGUAUUGGAAUUCCCUACAGUUCCCAUGGCCUUGUUAAAAAGUUUGACAUGUUCAUGUUGGAGAAAUGGCCUAUCAUUCAGGCAUUUGCACUGGAAGGAAUCGGCGCUGGGGUGUUUUUCACCAUGAAAUACAAGCUAACAGAUGUGAGUCAGAGACUCUGGCAAAUUUAUAGCAGAUUAGACCCAGUGUCUUUAGACAAGCUUCUCAAUGAGGACCUGCAGCUGUUUGAAAGACAGUGGAGUUGCCUGUUCUCCAGUAUGGAAAUAGAGAGUGCACUGUCCAUGCAGGAACUGUCAGAGGCCCAAGUUGCAGAGCCUUUCAGAACAUAUUAUUCGCAUGGUCUCAUUUCCAGCAAUAUCACAGAUAAAAGUAAAAGUAGGCAGCCGUUUGUCUUGUUUGGGAGUCAUUCAGCUGAGGAGGAUCUGGAGAAUUACUGUUUCACCUUCCCCUCUGAAGGCCACCAGGUUCGCAAUACAGGGCUUGGUGGGGGUGUUGCCAAACACAUGCUGCUACAGUGUGUGGCCCCUAAAGGGCCACUGGCCUGUGCUCGAACCUAUUUCUUUGGAAGCACUCACGUCCCAUACCUGGGAAAUGACAACACCCAGCAGAGGAGCACUGAGCUCCAGCUGCUUUCACAAAUCUACUCAGCUACAGUUCAGUCUGUACUGGCAGGAAUCAAAUGUUUUUCCAUCAACUCCAGCGCUAGUAAGGCAAAGGAUGUAGCAGAGCAAACAUUUCAGCUGGCCUUAGACAAAUUUGGGUUGAAUCAGUACAGGGGAGCUCUCAGGUCCAAGGCUGUGUUUAGCAUACAGGCUGUUAAUAACUUUGGAAUAAUUAUUCCACUCAGUGAUGAGGACAGUCACUUUCUGGUUAAAACUGCGUCCAUGGUGGUGUAUGAUGUCCCAGAUCUCCAGUGUGGAAGAAACCUGGGAUCAGUAGUUUUCUCUGAGUCAUUUCUAGACUCCAGCAUUUACAUUCAGCAGAGAGAUGGCACUCUUUCCUCAGACAGCUGUUUUACUGUGCUCACCUCCUCAGUUCCUCGCCAUGUCUGCUGGCUGGUGGAUGAGGCUGAUGUGCGAAUGUCUGAACAGGCUCAACAUCUGCUAAAGGAAGUGGAUGGUACAUGUCUGGGCAUUCCUCUGACAGUUAGAGACUCUGCCUAUAUGUUCUCCAACAGCCUGCUGUCUACACCCGAGGAAGGGAAGCUCGUUUUUUUCUCAGAGGGUAUCCUGUUUGUACAUCCACAUCAUGGCUCCAUCACACUCUCUAUGAGUCAUAUCAACACCAUUAAACUCUAUGACGGGGGCUCUUUGUCUGAUAUUUCAAUGCUGUUCAUAGAGUAUCAGACCUCUCUGCUACCACACCUUCCAUUUCCUUUACACAGCAAUGAGCACUCUCUGGCCAUCGCGCUACUGCCUAGAACCAAGAGCUCCAAAAGUUUCUAUUCACAGGUCCUGCCAGCUUGGCGUAAGUCAGAUUCUGGGCUGAGAGUGCAACAUGUGCUCCAUGAUCAGCUGAGCCCUGAGCACAAGAGCGUGUACUUCAGGCUGUUGAAGCUUCAUGAGACACAUGCUCCAGCAGCAAAUAGCCACAGAGCUGUUCUGAAGACUGCUUAUCCACAGCUACCAGAGCAGGAUAGGUUCCUACAGCAUUUUGCCAUCAGCAGUAGUGUGGGUGAAGAGUCUGUCUGUAGUGACCACAUGUCUGCUGUCUUUUCAGACAUAGUGCCUGAAAGCCCCAAACCUGAAUCCAGGAAAAAGGUGGUCCUCACGAUCAUUGCAGGCUUGCCUGGGAGUCAUAAGGAGAAUCUGUGUGAUUUCUUGAUGGAAAUGAAUCAGAAUAGUGCCAGGUGGGAGGUGUUUUGCCCUUCUCUGGAGCGCUCUGAGGAGUUUAGUGCACCACAACUUCAGCUGUUUCUGAGCAGCCUUCUGGCCACACAGAGAGAGAACUCCUCCAGAGUUCUGCUGCUUAUACCAGGGUACACUGAUGUGUUGGAUGUAAUCCAGGCUAUCACGGCUCAUCCAGACCCUCUAGUUCACAGCCGAGUGACAGUGGGUGCCAUCUCAGCCUGUGUCAACCCACUCACGUCCUUCAUUAAACACAGGCUUCUCUUCCCAAAACUACUGGAGCAGUGCAGUCAGGGCAUCAUCAGCAAUGUUGUCUUUACGGGUUUGACUACCGAGCAGAAGCACCCCCUUCUGAAACACAUGCAGCAGUUGAUCCGGGCAGCCAAUCCCAGUGCUGCAUUUAUCUUAACAGAGAAAGGGGCAGUCACAAGGACUGAAGAUAUGAGGCUCAUCCUGAAUGACAGCAGUUUCUCACAGUCUCAUAUGAUCAAUGCACGAUACCUGCUGUAUCCUGGCUGGUGGGAGGGCAGGUUUGUCUCUGGAAGUAGCUCUUUGUCUAUGUCUCAGCACUGUAUUGAGUUCAGUCGGCCUUUGGAAAGAGUAUUGUUUCUGCAGCACUGCAAAGCUCUGAAAUCCUCUCUCAAACCCAGCCCUUUCACAGGAAACAUCUAUCACUUCAGUGGGAAAGUGCUGUUCUCUGACAAUGAUAGAAUGAUGGUGGUUAACUGUAACUCUAUCAGUGGGAAUGUGACCGUUGCCCCCGAUCAAAGGACUCAGCAUGGCUCACGGACAACAGACAACUGUUACCUAAUGUUUCACGGAGUGGGGCUCACUCAGGAGGCCCUGAAAGACUGGCUCCGGCAUUGUGCCAAGCAGAAAGUACCAAAGAUGGUCAAGAAGAAUAAGAGGACGCUAACCCCACAGGAGAUUAAAUCCAUUCAUGUGAAAAAACAUCUGGAUCCUCUUCCUCCUGGUUACUUCUACAAUGGUCAUCACUUUGUCAGUUUCUAUGGAGAGAAACAGAAUUUCCAUCCUCGAAGCUGACAGUGCACAGUGUCAGUCACACAAACACAAAACACCAACAUCAGGACAACACACAUAGUCCCUCAGUCUAGCCACUCAAUCUACCACAAUUGGAAUGCACGACCCGGUGCUGGAAGGUGCAUGCUCCUCACAAAGUCCGUCAAAAGCAUCGCAUCAAGGCAGCAGCUGAUCCCCAUCAGAAAUACGCUAAGUUCUCUAUCUUAUUCAUCUGUUUGUAUUUAGAGGAUGGUUUAAGGGUCUUAGGGUUUCUGCUGCCAAUGUUGUCUGUUUAUCACAACCCUCAUUUGCAUAAAUAUCAAAUUCAAGAGGCAAUAUCACAUUUCAAUCUCAAUAGUUCAAUCUCUCAUAGUUCAUGGUUGGCGAUCACGUGUUUCACACCGUGACGGCCAUGUCAUGGCGGGUAACUCAGUUAAGGUUCACAAUGCAUAAUUCAGUCACUGUGUUGCAUGCUUGAGUGUACCCCUAUCAGGGAAUCAAGAUCUAUUAUUCAUGCAUGUCGUGAUGCACAAGUACAUAUCGUAUGGGGUCUAUUACUCCAUUCAGUUAAGAUUAUGCAUUGUUUUGUUGAUCGCUCCUAUCACACGUAAAUCACGAAGUGUUUCUAACUUCAUACGUCUACUUCCGUAUUCUCCAAAUAAGGAAGCACCACUUGUUGUUCCGCGCCUCCGACAUCUAGCAGCAGGCUUCGCUCAUUACAUUUCCAUUUUUCAACAGCUCAUUUCAUUACCAGCACAAUGCAUUUUGCUGCCUUAUAUGAUCAAGUCAAACAGGGGUGUGAUUCCUAUUCCACAGUCUAGUUUAUGUUUUAUUACUCAUUCAGGCAUCAUUAUAGUGCAGAAAUUUGUAUUAUAUGGCUCUCUGUAAAUCAUUUAUUCUUUUAUCACUGUUCGGACCAUGUUUCAAUCAAUGGGAACUUUCUAAGCAUUGGGGCUUUCUCAGUGUUCCAAAUUUCAAAACUCAUUACUGAGUUUAACAACUAUGUUAGCCUAACUACUUUACAUUUUUAUUUUAAGUAUCAGUGCAUUUCAGUUUUUGCUUCAUUCACUUUACAUGUGCUCGUGGUUGGGGCAGUUAUAUUUAGUAGCAGCUAAGUAAGGUUUUGUUUACUCAUUGGAUAAACCUGUGCCGGAUUAGUUUUUUCACAGUGUUCGAAUUUCAAAAGCUCAUAAUUUCGCUACAGUUAAUUUUCCGUAUCUGCUGGUAAGACAUAAGCUUCCUCAUAACGCUUUCUUCGUUAUUUCUACAACUAUAUUUGCCAGUACGCAUUAUUUUAUUUUUUUAAAGUUACCAAUGCGUUUUUCUCUCUGCUCCUUUCAUUGUAAAUAUAUUUGCGGUCAGGGCAGCUUACAUUUAGCAGCAGGUAAGUAAGAUUUGUUCACUCUUGGAUAAAACCGUGCCGGUUAAGCAUUUCUUGCAAAGCAGAUACCGAAUAUUCAGUUUACUGAAGCUUUACAUGUCAUGGACCAUGCGUCAUUUGCUGGUUUUACGGGCUUUAUCAGGAGCUUCGACUUCAAACAUCACAUCUUUCGCUUCCUCAUACUUUAACCCCAUCCAAGGCUGGGCAUGUAGUAACAGUCAGUAUCUGGUGUGGCCACCAGCUGCAUUAAGUACAUUAAGGAGUGCAUCUCCUCCUUAUGGACUGCACCAGAUUUUCCAGUUCUUGCUGUGAGAUGUUACCCCACUCUUCCACCAAGGCACUUGAAAGUUCCCGGACAUUUCUGGGGGAAUGGCCCUAGCCCUCACCCUCCGAUCCAACAGGUCCCAGACAUGCUCAAUGGGAUUGAGAUCCGGGCUCUUCGCUGGCCAUAGCAGAACACAAACAUUCCUGUCUUGCAGGAAAUCACGCACAGAACGAGCAGUAUGGCUGGUGGCAUUGUCAUGCUGUAGGGUCAUGUCAGGAUGAGCCUGCAGUAAGGGUACCACAUGAGGGAGAAGGAUGUCUUCCCUGUAACGCACAGCGUUGAGAUUGCCUGCAAUGACAACAAGCUCAGUCCGAUGAUGCUGUGACACCACCCCAGGCCAUGACGGACCCUCCACCUCCAAAUCGAUCCCGCUCCAGAGUACAGGCCUCGGUGUAAUGUUCAUUCCUCCAAUGAUAAACGUGAGUCCGACCAUCACCCCUGGUGAGACAAAACCGCGACUUGUCAGUGAAGAACACUUUUUGCCAGUCCUGUCUGGUCCAGCGAAGGUGGGUUUGUGCCCAUAGGCAACAUUAUUGCCGGUGAUGUCUGGUAAGGACCUACCUUACAACAGGCCUACAAGCCCUCAUUCCAGCCUCUCUCAGCCUAUUGCGGACAGUCUGAGCACUGAUGGAGGGAUUGUGCAUUCCUGGUGUAACUCUGGCAGUUGUUGUUGUCAUCCUGUACCUGUCCCGCAGGUGUGAUAUUCGGAUGUACCGAUCCUGUGCAGGUGUAGUUACACGUGGUCUGCCACUGCGAGGAUGAUCAGCUGAACUUCCUGUUUCCCUGUAGCGCUGUCUUAGGUGUCUCACAGUAUAGAAAUUGCAAUUUAUUGCCCUGGCCACAUCUGCAGUCCACAUACCUCCAUGCAGCAUGCCUAAGGCACAUUCACGCAGAUGAGCAGGGAACCUGGGCAUCUUUCUUUUGGUGUUUUUCAGAGUCAGUAGAAAGGUCUCUUUAGUGUCCUAAGUUUUUAUAACUGUGACCUUAAUUGCCUACCAUCUGUAAGCUGUUAGUGUCUUAACGACCGUUCCACAGGUGUAUGUUCAUUCAUUGUUUAUGGUUCAUUGAACAAACAUGGAAAACAUUGUUUAAACCUUUUACAAUAAAGGUCUGUAAAGUUAUUUGGAUUUUUACAAAAUUGUCUUUAAAAUAAAGUGUCCUGAAAAAGGGACGUUUAUUUUUUUGCUGAGUUUAUUAACACCAUGGGACCACGCAGCCAUCAUACCACUCAGGAAGGAGACGCAUUCUGUCUCCUAGAGAUAAACAUAGUUUGGUGCAAAAAGUGCAAAUCAAUCCCAGAACAACAGCAAAGGACCUUGUGAAGAUGCUGGAGGAAACAGGUAGACAAAUAUCUAUAUCCACAGUAAAACAAGUCCUAUAUCAACAUAACCUGAAAGGAAAGGCUGCUCAGUAAGGAAGAAGCCAGUGCUCCAAAACCGCCAUAAAAAAGCCAGACUACAGUUUGCAUGUGCACAUGGGGACAACAAUCUUACUUUUUGGAGAAAUUUCCUCUGGUCUGAUGAAACAAAAAUUGAACUGUUUGGCCAUAAUGACCAUCGUUAUGUUUGGAGGAAAAAGGAUGAGGCUUGCAAGCCGAAGAACACUAUCCCAACCGUGAAGCAUGGGGGUGGCAGCAUCAUGUUGUGGGGGUGCUUUGCUGCAUGAGGGACUGUGCACUUCACAAAUAGAUACACAUCAAAACUUUCUUGAGGAAGGAAAAUUAUGUAGAUAUAUUGAAGCAACAUCUCAAGACAUCAGCCAGGAAGUUAAAGCUCAGUUGCAAAUGGGUCUUCCAAAUGGACAAUGACCCCAAGCAUACCUUCAAAGUUGUGGCAAAAUGGCUUAAGGACAACAAAGUCAAGGUAUUGAAGUUGCCAUCACAAAGCCCAGACCUCAAUCCGAUAGAAAUUUUGUGGGCAGAAAUGAAAUAGUGUGUGCAAGCAAGGAGCAACUUAUUGUGAGAAGCUUGUGGAAGGCUACCCAAAACGUUAGACCCAAGUUAAACAGUUUAAAGACACUGAUACCAAAUACUAAAAAAGUGUAUGUAAGCUUCUUGAUGAAAGAAAUAAAAGCUGAAAUAAAUCAUUCUCUCUACUAUUAUCCUGACUUUACACAUAUAAAUAAAGUAGUGAUCCUAACUGACCUAAGACAGGCAAUGUUUUCUACGAUUAAAUUUCAGGACUUGUGAAAAACUGUUUAAAUGUAUUUGGCUAAGGUGCAUGUUAACUUCUGACUUCAAAUAUAUAUAUAUAUAUAUAUAUAUAAGAAUUUUUUUUUAAAUAUUUUAUCAUAAAAUUACAGUAAAUGUGUCGUCUUUUUAAAUAAAAUAUUAUUAUUUUUUACCGUAAAUGUUUAAAACAAGUUAACCAAACAGUUGUUUUUUUAUUGUAGCAUUUUUACGAACACUUUCAGAGUGUACUUCUAAGAACUUCUGGUAAUGCGUUACCAACAUAAUUCCUGUCAUCGGAAUUUAUUUACAGUGCUGUGUGCUAAGCUUUUAGGUGUAUUUUAACACAUUUCCCAUUUGUUAAUACAAACUGAGGGUUGAGUUGAAAUAAUUGAACAAAAAAUUAAACAACACAAUAUCAAAUAUUGUCAAGCAGAAUUGCAUAUUCCUUUAUUGUGUCUUUGUCAGAACUGAUGUGUAUGUGAUUGUGGGUUGUCUAAUCUGUGUAUUGUCUACCACAUGUGUUAAUUCCUUACAUAUGUGUGCCUUCAGUGAUGGACCAGUUCAUAGAGGAAUACGUGCUAGAGGCCAAUAAGGAGAUUGAGCGAUUCAACAGAGAGGUGGACCUUCAGCCACAUGCUGAUCUCUUCGACCCCUAAUCCCCUCAUCUGACAAAUUCACUUGCUGGGGGGGAGGGGGGUCACUCUGCAAUCACUAACGUCCACUAUCCAAUCACUUGCACAAAAAUGUCCAUUUCAGAUUAAGGGAUGGGAAGGAUUUAGCUCACGUUCCCAGGGAAAAAUCACAGCCUGAUGAGAGAUCCUUUGCCCAACAUACCAUGACUGUAAAUAGUACCAGUGAGAAAACUGAAAUGUAAUUCUGUAGCAUAAAAACUGUAAUGCUAAGACUGUGUAAAGCCAAGAAAAUGUGAUCUAAUGUCUCAUGACAGAUGGCUCAAACAUUCCUCUAAAGAACGCAUCAGAUUUCUGUCUGUAUGAUGAGAUCAGCAAACGAGGCUCACGCAUUUAUUAGAUACGUUUUUGCAGUGUACAUAGUGGUAAAACUCCCUUGUGAUGAGUCCUCCUUGCAGUGUUGCAUAUCGCCUUAAAAUUAGCCUUGGAGGUCCCACUGUAAUUCCAGUGCCUAGCAGACAUAUUGAGCUGAAUUGUAAUGAAGUUUGUCAGUGAAGCUGAAAGUGAUCAAACAGGUGGAAGGCUCAUUUCCAGCCAUGUGCGUCUGGAAAAGCAGGUGCACUGCACCUGCCCUCAGUCAGCCUCUGUCAGUCUAUUCACUCCUGCUGUGAAGAUCAGGGCUGAGGAUCUCUCAUCUGCUUCAGAUCUUAUGUAUACACUGCAGUUCUCUAUUCAGCCAUUCUGAAAUGAUCAACUAACACUGCAGUACUUAAAAGCACACAACCCCCUUUUGGGAGAGGGUGUGGGUUUAUCAGAGAGUGAUUCAAGAGGGUUGAUGGAGGGUUUAUUACUUGGGGUACUUAUAGGUUCUUAAUCAGACUGAGUAUUUGAUGUUGGGUUGGUGUGUGGCACCAGAAAUUGGUUUGGUGGGUUUGUGUUAAGCCUGUGCUUAUUGAGUCUGCAUUGGUUAUAAGGCAUGGCUGUACCGAAGCCUGUACUGGCAGAAUCAGAAUUAGUGUGUGUUUAGCUCACCCCCGUAGAAGCUGAUCUGUACUGUACUAGAUCCGUUCAGUAUUACGGUCAUAUUUUAGCUCUUUGCAGAGGAGUGUGACUUUCUAUGCAUGUUUACUGACUAAUCACACAGCAGGGGGGCAGCAGUGUCUUGCACACACAUAUUUGACCGUUUGACUGUAAGACAAGCCUUAAAGAAGCUCAAAGCUGAAAGUAAUGCUUUUAAAACAAUUUUUAUGCUUCUAAAAUGUACUAAAGGUGGGGACUGAUGAACUUCCAAAGAACUCAGACACUGCUGGUCUCCUCUGUGCUUCAGUAUACCAGUCAAUUUCUAUACAAGUGUUAAUACACUACAUGGGUUAGCAGCUCUCUCACCAAGCCAUAUUCACAAGAUUGUCUGAGAUUUAUUAGCUACAUAAUGCUUGUGUUGCUAUGGGCACAUUUUGUUUUUUGCUGUUGCUAUGGAGAUUUACAAUCUGGUUAACCUGCCUUUGUCUCCUGAGACUUUACGUCUCUUGACACUUCUGUAUCUUGUCAGUAUGCAAGUGCAGUUUUCCUCAAAGCUGCCCUGUUAUGAGUGAACUCUGAAAGGACGUUGCUGAGAAUGUGGAUCCACUUUAAACCAACAAGGAAAGAGAAGCCAGCUACUCACUAAUAGUUGACAGAGCCUUAGAAGGAAGCAGUCACUUUACUCUAGCUUUCAGACUGAACACUUGUGCUAAAUAGCUAGAGCAAGCGCAAUGUUUGAAACAAAACGCAGGUGUCUUGAAGUGUUUCAAAAGUUGAAAGAUAAUUGAAAAACAGUGCAAACAGAUGCAAAACACAUUUAGUGUGAACUGCCCCUAACAGUGGUGUUGCUAUCAGAGCUGGAUUCUACACAGCAGCUGUCCUUAAAGGGUACAGGGCUACGUAUCACUUACAUAAUGUGUACAGUAGUUCAAAGUAGCAGCCAUUUUUAGCACAUACUAUCUGCAUGUGUUAAGAUGUUUUAUCAAGUUCUAUUUAUGCUCAAAGAAAUGCCUUUCACCAAACUGGAACAACAAAGAAAGAAAUUGCAAGAGUUUGAUCUAUUUUUCAUAUUCGAAAACAAAAUGAUUUAUCUUUAGAGAAGCUCAAAAGUUAUUUUUAUAAUGCUGUAAAAUCAAUUAAUUGGAGCCAGAUGAUAGUAUUCAUUGGGAGAGGCAGAUGCUCCCCUGUGAAAGAGAGAUUUUGGCUGCCGCUACAGAGUCUUGGCUGAGAGCAGGGGCAUCCCCACACAGAGCCAAGUGCCAGUGUUGGUGAAAGGUUAUGAAGAGUUGUUUAUCUGUGUAGUGUAAUGGGCCAGUGGGAUCUGCUGGGUAACAGAAAGGCACUGGAGGGCCACGGUAAAACUCAAAGAAAUAGAAAAUUAUUUGGUUGAUAAAUUCAGAGGGUAUGUUUUGGUGUUUAUGAAGCUGAUCACUAGACAAACACCAUGAAUCUGGCUUUUGAAUCUUAUUGUGGAGGACUCUAGUGAGGCCCUCCAGAGGCAGUUCGUGGUAUUACAUGCUUAAACCCCCUCUGGCCUGCACAGUUGUAACUGUGGAGCUGAAGUUAGAGGAACAAAACAAGAGUUUGGUGGAAAGAAUUUGACAUUUAUAUGUCAAUAAUUAUAUUAAAUUAGCAGCUGCAAUGAUAUUCAGAUUAGAGGGAUACUUUCUUUUUUCUUCCUUUCUUUUCUUUUUGUUGAACAAAAAAAUGACCUGGGUUCAAAAAGGUCAAAAUUUUCAAACUGAUGCACUUUUUGAGACUGAAAUCAGUAUUCUGAGUCUCUUACUUGCCUUUGGUGGCAUGCUAUUAUUUUUACAUUAAUAUCCUGACUCUCUGUGGUCACUGAAGGCUUGUUCCUGACCAAACAAUUUUAUUUUGUCCAUUCUCCAGCCCCUAAAGCCUGCAGAGAAAUCAGUGUUUUAACAGCCAAUCAGAGGCCGAUUCUUCAGACAGCACGUGUCUUGUGUUCAUGCCAUUAGUAGAGUUGGCAAUACCAGCAUAGAACUUUUAUUUCUAACGUCCAUCACAACUGACGCAUUGUAUUGUGGAUGUGACAUGCAGGGUUUCUGGGGGCUGCAGUAAAAUAAGGACUAGCUAAAGGGCUAAAUGAUUUCAAUUCCUGCUGUCUGGCUGGGGACAAGCCUGAAAAUACCUUGUAAAGCCUGAAAAAUGUAAAUGGUUAAAAAUAUAGAUGUUAUUAGCUGUAAGUUAUUUGCACAAAGCUAAACAUGUACCUGAAAGUUCAUGUAUUGGCAUUAUAGGGAGCCAUUUGUUUUAUGUGGAAUUCAAAUAAUAGAUUCCCAGACCUUACCUCAGAAUCAGAAUAUCCAGUGCUAGAAAUUCAUGAAGUCUUUACUAUCUUUAUAACUGAAAAAUAUUUCAAAUAGUUCUUCUUGAAAAGUGCCAAAAGUUCUUAAAUGGCUUUUUUAAAGGGUUCAACAAAGGUUUGUGAAAUUCUAAAUUUGAGUGUUGUUUGCACAGAACUACUGUAACUCCCGUUUUCUCCUGUGACUGAUGCUUUUUUUUCUAAUAUAUGUGUUGUAUUUAUGACUAAAUACAUUAAAAUAUUUAUAAGCUACUUCCAUUGA